ACAUGGAAAGCACUCCGGUUGAAAUUUUCAAAGAAGACAAUAAGUGCCUGUCCACGCUGCUGGAAGACUGUGCAGUGAAUUCUUCAUCCUGGGUGUCCGGAUACUCAGACAGCCGCAAUGUGACCCACGAUGAUAGCUGGGAGCAGGAGGGCAUGUCUCCCAUCAUCCCCAUCAUCACUGCAGUCUACUCUGUGGUGUUUGUGGUCGGCUUGUUGGGCAACUGCCUCGUCAUGUAUGUGAUCAUCAGGUACACAAAGAUGAAGACAGCCACCAACAUUUACAUUUUCAACCUAGCCCUCGCUGACGCCCUCGUCACCACCACAAUGCCCUUCCAGAGCACAGACUACCUGUUGAACACCUGGCCCUUCGGUGAGGUGGUGUGCAAAGUCUUCAUCUCCAUCGACUACUACAACAUGUUCACCAGCAUCUUUACUCUCACCAUGAUGAGCGUGGAUCGCUAUGUGGCCGUGUGCCACCCGGUGAAAGCCCUGGACUUCCGCACUCCGAUCAAAGCCAAGAUGAUCAAUGUGUGCAUCUGGAUCCUGUCGUCAGCUGCGGGGAUACCUGCUUUUGUUCUGGGUGGCACCCAGACGAAGAGCGACAUAACUGAGUGUGCCUUACAGUUCCCAGAGCCGUACGUGUACUGGGACACACUGAUGAAGAUAUGUGUGUUUGUCUUUGCCUUCGUCGUGCCUGUGCUCAUCAUCACCGUGUGCUACUCCCUCAUGGUCCUGAGGCUGAAGAGCGUCCGAAUGUUGUCCGGCUCACGGGAAAAGGACCGCAACCUGCGCCGGAUCACGCGGCUGGUGGUGGUCGUGGUGGCCGUGUUUGUGGUCUGCUGGACGCCCAUUCACAUUUUCAUCCUGGUCAAGGCGCUCGUCAGUGUUCCCGAAACCACCGCCAUCAUGGCCGCGUACUUCUUCUGUGUGGCUCUGGGCUACACAAACAGUAGCCUCAACCCUGUCCUCUAUGCCUUUCUGGAUGAGAACUUCAAACGCUGCUUCAAAGACUUCUGCCUCUCGGCCAAACUGAAGGGGGACAAGGUGUCAGGGAGCAAGAAGAACCCCAGCACUGUGCGGGAGGCCGCUGUUCCCCUGGAGAACCCAGAUGGGACUAGGAAGCCCACAUGACUAGCAGUGGAACUGUCUUCAAUUUCCCACAUUGGAAAGGAAGACUCGCAUGACCUGGGCCUAACCCAUGUCACAUCAACAAUGUAGACUAGUUUUGAGAAGUUCACUCGAUUUAUUUUCAUUAUCACCUGGGGGUUCAACCAGUGCCAACACUGAUAUGAUUUCAUUUCAGAGAUCAAAGAAAAGUUACGCAUUAUAAAUUGUAUUUCAUAUUUUCAAAAAACACCAAGCUCCUCCGCAUGACAAUAACUUCACAACUUCCCCUUUGCUGUGACUUUUUCUCACUCUGAUUCAUUUUUAUUCCUCUUGGCAGUUGGCAAGAAAAUGUGGUUAAAGCUGUAAAAAAGAUCAAAUGUGGCGGCAUCUAUUUUCUAACCAUCUUCUGUCCUUAUAUAUAACAUAUAUAAUUAAGAAAGGACUGCUCGUUGAUUAUAUAUAGAUUACAAUGAU
Messenger RNA from Morone saxatilis (striped sea-bass), 1580 nucleotides. Its product is annotated as delta-type opioid receptor-like. NCBI's taxonomy places the organism in Eukaryota, Metazoa, Chordata, Actinopteri, Moronidae. Gene Ontology annotation, molecular function: neuropeptide binding; dynorphin receptor activity. Gene Ontology annotation, cellular component: membrane; neuron projection. The coding region runs from base 3 to 1130 and encodes 375 amino acids. Gene Ontology annotation, biological process: G protein-coupled opioid receptor signaling pathway; sensory perception of pain; neuropeptide signaling pathway. The transcript is spliced from 3 exons. The record is from RefSeq and is a predicted model, not a curated record.